Molecule: messenger RNA, 423 nt
Organism: Rotaria sordida
Lineage: Eukaryota; Metazoa; Rotifera; Eurotatoria; Philodinida; Philodinidae
Source: the annotation of a GenBank genome assembly
AUGGGUUUAGUAAAUUCCUAUGGAAGUCUUAUUGCGUGUCGUCUAUUGUUGGGUGCUUUUGAAUCAGGUCUUGCUCCAGGUGUCAUUUUCUAUCUCUCGAGUUGGUACAAGGGAUGUGAGCUCUCGUGGCGUGUAAGUAUUUUUUUCUCAGGUAUUACUCUUGCUGGUGCCUUCGGUGGUGUGUUUGCUUAUGGUAUCACUAAGAUGGCUGGUGUUGGCGGGCAAGAAGGUUGGCGUUGGAUCUUCUAUCUAGAAGGCAUUGUGACAGUAGUUGUUGGAGCAUUGGGUUUCUUUCUUAUUAACGAUUUUCCUUCUGAUCGACCAAAAUUUCUAACCGAGUCUGAAUGCAAGCGUGUCAUGACUCGUCUACAAAUCGAUGCAAGAACUGAAGAUAGCGAAGAUUUUAGCUGGAAUCAAGUAUAA